This is a messenger RNA of Ruditapes philippinarum (Manila clam), 2601 nucleotides long. Its product is annotated as acetylcholinesterase-like. The transcript has 3 exons. The record is from RefSeq and is a predicted model, not a curated record. NCBI's taxonomy places the organism in Eukaryota, Metazoa, Mollusca, Bivalvia, Venerida, Veneridae. The coding region runs from base 32 to 1834 and encodes 600 amino acids.
UAUAAGCAAGGUAUCGUCGCUGCAAUUGCAUAUGCAUAGAUCAGAACGCAUCAGAAUGUUAAUUUUGCGGAUAUUAGGGGUUUUAGCACACUUUUCAUUUUGUGUUACACAAACACCAGUAUAUGUGAACACAAAAGUUGGAAAUAUCAUGGGAUUUCAGGAACACAUUUCUCUUGACGGAGAACAGAAAUUAAUUUCUAAAUUUCUUGGAAUUCCAUUCGCAGAAUCGACAGGAGGACAAAAUAGGUUUAGAAAACCAGUUCCGAAAGCUCCAUUUAAAGGAACGUUUGACGCAAGUAAAGACCCAGCGUCUUGUUAUCCGCAAUCUGAACAGGAUACUGCCUUAUCCAAAAAUGAAUAUGGCAUAUCUUAUUUCUCCGAGGACUGUCUGACACUGAACAUAUAUGUUCCACAUGAGCUUCGAGCCAAUGACUUGCGACCAGUGAUGAUAUGGGUUUUUGGUGGAGGUUUUACCCAGGGGACGGCAGUGUCAUACAAACCUGAAGCGCUCGCAUUAUUUGGAGACGUUAUCGUCGUAACCAUUAACUACCGGAUAGGUAUGUUUGGUUUUCUACGAGACCCAAAAGGAGUUUUUCCAGGAAACCAGGGUCUCUGGGAUCAGCAUCUUGCUUUCAAGUGGGUACAUAAUCAUAUUGAAAAUUUCUUUGGAUACAAGGAUGAAAUUACAAUAUUCGGCGAAUCCGCGGGAGCGGCUUCUGUGAUAUUUCAGGCUUUAUAUCCGGAAAAUGAGGGGUUAUUCAAAAGAGUAAUCGCAGAGAGUGGAUCCGCAGUUGCAUCUUGGGCUAUACAAAAAGUGUCAAGUUUCGAAAAAUACUUCUACGACAAAAAAUGUGAUCCUAAUUCGAAUACAUUAGCUUUAUGUCUGCAAACAAAGACACCAAUAUCACUACAAUCUAAUGUUACCAGCUUUGGUCCUGUUAUAGACGGUGAUUUUGUAAUCGCCUCUCCCAUCGACAUUGUCAACGGCAAUUCUACAAACACCGCUAGAGCUAGAAACUUCUUUGCUUCUUUGGACAUAAUUGUAGGUGUCAAUGACAAAGAUGGCGCUUUAAUAUUUGGUGAAUUUCAAUAUGCACUUAACCACUCUACUCUUGAUUUUAAUAUAACGAAAGAGGAAUUCAGAAAUACAGUUGUUCCAUUUAUUGUUGAUCAAACUCUUUUCCCAGAAGACAAUGAAACAAAAGUCGCAUUUGAGAAGGUUUUGACAUUUUCUUACACCGACUGGAAUAAUCCGGAUAAUUACGUCAGUAUAUGGCAACAUGUUACAGAUAUGAGUAACGACGCUACGUUCUUUUCACCGGCUUCUCAGACAGUAAAUGCACAUGUUAGAUUUAACGUUGGAAAGACGUACCUGUACGAAUUUGCCGUUCAAACAAGUUCAAAUUUUAUACCCUUACCUUCAUGGAUGAAAGGAUCUAAUCAUGCCGACGAUUUACAUUUUAUCUUUGGUUUUCCGUUGCGUGCAAACAUAUCAGUGUUUGGUUCCAGCAAUUACAAUUAUAGCUUGGCGGAAAAACAUGCCAGUUAUGCAAUAAUGGCGAUGUGGUCUAACUUUGCCAAAUCAGGAAACCCAAACCUACCAAUGGAUAUCACAAAAUUCACAAACACCACGUGGCCAGCGUAUGAUAUGACGUCACAGCGUUAUUUCCGGAUAUCCGAUCAGAUGUCUCCUGCAUCAAUCAUCGAGGGAUUCUAUCCAAAGAGAAUGGCAUUAUGGUCUGACCUAAUUCCAGAAAUAAGAAGACAACAUUCUCCUUACAAAAACCAACCAGACAUUUUCCAUUUUGAUCCGUCUACAGAGUUUGUUGGAUAAAUAAAACAAAGAAAAACGAAAUAUCUGCCAGUUUACAUUUUAAAGUUCUUGUUUUCGCACCAAAAGCUUUUGAUAUUCUAUUUACAUGUAAGAAUAUCGCUGCAUUAAAUCGGAGAAAAGUUUUGCAAAAAAAAAAAAAAAAAAAAAAAAAAGAACUUUAAAGUGACAAAAGGAAUUUCUUUUCUUAUUUCCAAAUAUCUCCCUUCCAAAUAAAAAUUAAAGAAAUAUUAUAAGAAGAAAUAAUUCCACACCACCCCCUUCCAGGGCAUUGAUAUGAAUCAUGUUUAAGAAAUAGCUUGCCUAGACAGAAUAUCCUGUGUCUGGAUACGAGAAAAUUUACAUUUAAUGGUAACCUACUACAUGAAUUAUUAGAUGUACAUAUUUUGGUUGCUUCCACAUUAUCAUACUGAACAAUGUCCUUAUAUAUUGACAUGAGGUGAUUAUAUGUGACUUUAAGGUACAUAGAAGAGUGAUAAUCGCGUCACAAAAACAAUGGUACAUACUCGGACAAUCGCAUCUUCUGACGCACAAGCGAGGCUGCAAUGCCUCACCCCUGUUACUAGAGGACGUGAGUGCACAAGUCUUCAUGCCUAUGUCACUACAUCAAAUUCGUCAUCGGUGACAUUCUCUCAAAAACGUCGUUUCGUCGACGCCAACAAAACAUUGUACAUAGUCUUCUAUUGACUUUCAUACAUCAGCUGUCAACAAAUACUGUUCUACCUUUAAAAUGUGGAAUUUAAGAAUAGAACAUUAAAUGCAGAAAUCAU